AUGAAAGCUCACGCGAGAAUUCAGAGCGUCGCGACACUUGUGUUUGUGUGCGUAUAUGAACGAAAAAGAAACGAAAUGCAGAGAAAUGUCAAGUCAUGUUUUGAUGUUAUGUUUAUCCGUUUCGUUGCCGGCUGCAGAAUUUUUGGAGGAGAAAUUUUGUAAAAGUUAUAAGUAUCCCAUCUUUAAAGUGCUUGCCCUUUUUGUUACGGUCCAAUUAAGAUGACCUCUCGUGCCGUAACUGUGCUGACAAUCAACGGGCGACGCCAGAAUGUUAAGGUGGAACCAAACACAACUAUUUUAGAGAUUUUAGAGACAGUUUGUCAGAAGCACAGCUUCAAUGCCGCCGAGUAUGACCUCAAACACCACAACAAAGUUAUGGAUCUGUCGGCGAUGUUCCGUUUCUCCGGGUUGCCCAACAAUGCAAUGCUCGAGAUGGCACCGGCCUUGAAGGUUCGAAAGGAGGCUGACGUUAUCUUGGUGGUUCAACUGGAAGAUGGUAGUAGAUUAGAGGGCACAUUUAAACCAUCGGUCAACUUAUUGGAGGUAUUGCAGAAAGUAUGCCCAGAGAAAGCUGCUGCUGACUCGAAUCCAGUGUUGAUUUACAUGCGUCGGGAGGUUUUGUGGGAUGCAAUGAGCCAAACGACAUUAAAAAGUUUAGGGCUCACUGGAGGACGAGCAAUUAUUAGGCUUUUACAGCGUAAGCCAGAAGAACUGAAGCAACAGGCCAACGUUUCUGCUCCACUACCUCAGAAAGAAAAACCGGAGGAACCUGACGAUCGUCCAGCACCGAGGAAUCAAGUGAUACAACAGUCUUAUCCAGUGAAGGAAGUACAAUCGAUGGAAACUGAUCAAACAUCAGAAACUCCCCAACAAAAAUCUGAGGACCAUUCCAAAACUAUCGAACCGAACGUCCCUACCAGUCCAAAACCCGGCACAUCGAAGGCGCCUAAAAAGGAAACAAUUCCAGAAAAGCCACGUUCCAAAACCCCCGAGCCCAAAAUUGAAUCAGUUAUCAACCUUUUGGGAGAACGUGACGCAAUGCUGUUUCAUCUAGAAACGUCCGAAAAAAAUAUCUUCGACCUGCCGGAUUCCUUCUUUGAGGUGACUGUUUCCGACGUCCGCAAGAUGUACGCCGACUUGAGGAAUCAGCUCAAAGAACUGGAAGAUGCCCCGCUGAUGACUGCGGAACUGAGAAAACUCGAAGAGAACAAACGAGUCUUGAACCAGCUGGGUCGGUACAAAAACACCAUUUUAAGGAUCCAGUUUCCGGAUCGAUAUGUUCUGCAGGGAAUCUUUCGCCUUCACGAAACCGUUGCCGAUGUAAUGGCUUUCGUAACCGGUUACUUGGAAGAUUCUACGUUGCAGUUUUACCUUUAUACCACCCCACCAAAAACGAUUCUGGACCCUACACUGACACUAGUUGAGGCGAAAUGCGCUCCACAAGCUCUCUUACAUUUUGGAUACGCGGGAACCCCGCAACUGGACCGUUUUCUAAAAUCAAAGUUCUACGAGCAGCUAUCGAAUGCAACCGGAGCAUCACUGGUCGCUGCUCGUUCCAGAGCUGACCUUAGCUCGAGUGGCAACGAAGAACAAGCUGUUGCAUCCGGAUUAGGCCAAGAUGAACAACAGCCCUCGGGAUCCAAACAGUCUGGUUCCGAUAGCAGCGACAAGCCGAGCAGCUCCAGUAGGAUUCCCAAUACCAACUUUCGGCCUUCAUCGGUGCAGGGUCCCGGAUCGGGCGAGGUAAAGCUGCCCAAAUGGUUUAAAAUGGGAAAGUGAAAGGGCUGCACCAACAUGGAUCGAAGCCGUGGUUCCUUGCUAUUAGUUGCUUUAAACGAGAAGCCGGUUAUAUGUUGAACAUAAAAUGAUAUUUAUUUCUACGUUUACACUUAUUGUGAUGACAUAUUAUUCGAUGUCUAGUGGUAAUCUUAAAAA
Messenger RNA from Uranotaenia lowii, 1935 nucleotides. Its product is annotated as tether containing UBX domain for GLUT4. Gene Ontology annotation, molecular function: protein binding. Bases 220 to 1779 code for a protein of 519 amino acids. The record is from RefSeq and is a predicted model, not a curated record. The transcript has 4 exons. NCBI's taxonomy places the organism in Eukaryota, Metazoa, Arthropoda, Insecta, Diptera, Culicidae.